AUGAACGAAAAGGAAGUCGUGUCCACCAAAGACCCUCUUGCCCACGAUGAGUUCGUGACUGAGCCUGCGCCCACGAAGGCCGAGGAAAGACGCCCGUCCGGCCAUGCUGCUGCCCUGAACAUCGUCGUGAACCCCCUAAAGCGCUAUCCCAAGGAGCAAGUUUACGAAGAUGCCCGCGGAUUCGCUGAGCAACACGGGAUGUCUGAGCACGCUGACCUGUUUGGCCGCGCUGCCCUGGUUGCUCGAAGCCCCAAGGACUUUGAAGAUAUUACUGUGCUGAGCGAGGACGAGCGGACCGCCCUGAUCUACGAACGAAACCACAAGUGGCACGGCCCGUUCAUGCUGUGGUACUCGAUCGCGUUGUGUGCCGUUGGCGCUGCUACACAAGGUUGGGAUCAGACUGGCUCGAACGGAGCCAACUUGUCAUUCCCCGAGGCACUGGGUAUUAAUGGCACGGGACGUGACGAGUGGAUUGUCGGACUCGUCAACUCCAUCAUUUUUUUGACUGCUGGUCUCAUUGGUGCAUUCAUUGUUGAUCCCCUGAAUCAUUACCUUGGUCGACGAGGUGAGAUCUUUUUGACCGCUGCGUGUCUCACUGCGACCCCUAUCGGUUCGGCAUUUGCAAAGACAUGGGAGGGACUGUUUGCUGCACGGUUCAUCAUGGGCAUUGGUAUUGGUGCGAAGAAUGCCACAGUACCUAUCUACUCAGCUGAGAUGGCUCCUCACCGGAUUCGUGGUGCUUUGGUCAUGUUUUGGCAGCUUUGGGUUGUGGCCGGUAUCUUCUUGGGUUUCUGUGCCAACGUCAUCGUCAAGGACACUGGGGAUAUCUCGUGGCGCCUUCAACUUGGCUCGGCUUUCAUUCCAUCGUUUAUCUUGAUGAUUGGCAUUUUCUUCUGUCCCGAAUCUCCUCGUUGGCUCAUGAAGCAUGGCAAGCAUGCCCAAGGUUUCAAGUCGAUGUGCCGUCUCCGCGCCCAUCCCAUCAUCGGUGCACGAGACUUCUAUUACUCGUGGGUUAUCUACGAAGAGGAAUUGAAGGAGGCGCGUGGUGCAGGUUACUUCUCCCGUAUGCGGGACUUGUUCACCGUGCCCAGAAUUCGACGGGCCAACUACGGUGCUUCGACUGUCAUGAUUGCCCAGCAAAUGUGUGGUAUCAACAUUAUCUCGUUCUACAGUUCGACUAUCUUCGAAAAUGUUGGCUACACCGCAGUCCAGGCGUUGUACGCCUCCCUCGGAUACGGUGCCAUCCAGGUCGUGUCGACAAUCCCUACCUUGUUCUUGAUCGAUACAAAGGGUCGUCGAACUUUGACCCUGAUUACUUUCCCCCUGAUGUGUAUCUUCCUCUUGGCUGCAGGUCUGUCUCUUCUAAACUCGGACGACAACCGAAGCCGAGGAGAGCAUAUUGGACCCGUUGUGCUGUUCGUCUACCUGUUCACGAUCUGCUACUCGCUGGGUGAAGGCCCUGUGGCCUUCCAGUACUCUGCCGAGGUCUUCCCCACGAUCCAGCGUGAGCAAGGCAUGGCUUGGGCCGUCUGCAUCAACAACACCUUCGCUGGCAUUCUUAGCUUGACUUUCCCUCGCAUGAAGACCGUCAUGACCCCCACUGGAGCGUUCGGCUUCUACGCCGGUCUCAACCUCGUCGCUUGGUUUAUGAUCUUCUGCUUCGUCAGAGAAACCAAACAACUCACCCUGGAAGAGUUGGACCAGGUCUUCUCCGUCCCCACCAGCAAGUUCAUCAGCCAUGAGCUGACCGUCUGGCUUCCUUACUUUAUCAAGCGCCACAUCUUCCGCCAGAACAUCCCCAAGCCCCCAGCGAUCAUUGCCACUGCCGAUGACUCCGAUGGUAAAGAGUCGAGCUGA
Messenger RNA from Penicillium brasilianum, 1857 nucleotides. Lineage: Eukaryota; Fungi; Ascomycota; Eurotiomycetes; Eurotiales; Aspergillaceae. The record is from the annotation of a GenBank genome assembly.